This is a messenger RNA of Plodia interpunctella (Indianmeal moth), 2986 nucleotides long. It is a transcript of the gene Sys1, whose product is annotated as Sys1 golgi trafficking protein. Gene Ontology annotation, biological process: Golgi to plasma membrane protein transport; protein localization to Golgi apparatus; Golgi to endosome transport. Lineage: Eukaryota; Metazoa; Arthropoda; Insecta; Lepidoptera; Pyralidae. The transcript has 3 exons. The coding region runs from base 234 to 725 and encodes 163 amino acids. The record is from RefSeq and is a predicted model, not a curated record. Gene Ontology annotation, cellular component: trans-Golgi network; Golgi membrane.
GAGUCUGAUAGGUACAUACAUACUUACAUCCUACAUACAUCUUCAAGAAAUAAUAACUUAGCCAUAUGUUCGGUAUUUCGAUCGAAGUACUAAAAUAUAAACGCAGGCAUUUGUUAAAAUUGUUUCCAACGUAAAACAAUUUCGCAAUAACCAUUCCUGAUUACGUGCGUUCCUUUGAUUUUACUGAAAUCUCUGAAAGUAUUUUAAUUAAUUAAUCAGAAAAUUCCUCUAAAAUGUCGAAGAUGAAGAAGCUGACAGGGUCAUUCCGCUAUACGCAGUGGGAUCCGUGUCUUAUUAUCUCUCAGAUAGUGGCUAUGCAGUCCCUGAUGUACCUAUGUUUGUGUCUACUGACAGCUAUAAUGCAGGACCUUACUGGUUCAACCAGGACUCUAGAUCAUAUAUUUGAGUAUCAUGAAAUUCAUGUACGAGACAGUGAAGGCCGAGCAGUGAUCACUGCGUUUGUGAUAAAUGCUGUAAUUGGUGCAUUUCUGCUGUGGACUGUCAUUGGACGGACAAAAUUGUGCUUGGACUUCAGUUGCACAUAUCACGGUAUACAUCUACUAAUCUGCUGGAUAUACAACGGAAAUUUCCCCUUUUCAUUCUCCUGGUGGACUUUAAACAUAGCCUGUGCAGCGAUCACAUGCGUGACAGGAGAGUUCUUGUGUCUACGGACAGAGUUGCAAGCGAUACCGUUGACCAAUAUUGGGAGUAAAGUGGACUUAUGAAAGUUGAUGACACAUUUUGGACUGUUGUGAUUAGAUCUCCUUUGUAGGUUAAGAUGUAAUGCCUAAAGAAAUAUAUAUAAUAUAUAGUCUGUAAUAUUUUUUGUAAGUAUUUUUUAUCUUCAAAUAAUAUAUGUUAAAGUUAAAGAAUAUUUAUAAUAAAAUACAUAGGUAUAUUUAGGCCUGAGCGAAAAAGUAGGACAACAGAUCUUGAUCUUUGACUAAGGAAUCAACCGGGAAACGCUCAUUGGGAGAUGGAGCGCGUAAAAGUUAUAUUCGUUGCAAAUAAAAAGCUAAAUGAUAAAAUUAUUCUGAAGCGCCCAAGCUAGCAACGAAUAACCAAUGUAUUUUUUUUGUUAUUGCUUUGUUUAAUCCCCUAUUAAUAUAAUGAACACAAUUAGUUCAUUUUUAAUCAUGCUAAGAGCAGUGUUAAUUUUUUACAAUAAAAAAACAUUAUUAUUUAAAAAGAUGUAGCGUGAGAAAGAUAAUUUAAACUGUUUUAGAACAGUUGUCGGUUUUCCCUCUUUUUUUUUUUUAUAAUUUUAUUUGGUAUUGCUAUGACAAAAAAAAAAUGUGUUAUAGACCACGUGACCACCGGUGGAGGAAAACGUAGGAAACCACACACACUGGUUGACGGGUUUAGUUUACUUGUGUAUGUGCGACUACUUGCAACUUGAGGUCGGUAGUCGUGACAAUGUUUGACAACACUGCCCGACGACAUCGUCAUAUAAAAUGUGACACCAGCCUGCUUCGCUGUCAGCUCUGCGCUUGUAGCAGGAGCGGUGUGUGGUAGAGUAGAAGUGAGAUAUGAUUUUAAAAAAAAAAAUCUGUUAAAUUAUUUUUGCUCAAAGGGCAAACUAAAAAUUCAUGCCAAUGUUUUUAUUGUAUUAAAAAUGGUGUUGAUAUUGUAGAUUUGUUAUUGUAUAUUUGCUGUGCGUCCAGUAAAUUAAAUUCAAUGAAUGUUCUGUCAAUUUGUUAUACCUACUUGUCCCCUUCUGUUGUAUAAUUUCACAGAAUGCUAAAAAGACAUAGCUUGCCUUAUUGCUUCGGUGUGUACCAAGCAUUAAUAUUCUGUAACAGAAUCGGUUGAAGGAACCGUAUUGGGUACUGAAAGGGCUUAAUGAAACGCAAACACGCAUUUCACUUAUCAACAUCGAAUCGAUUCGAAGUGAGAUGCAGCGAACCAAUCGCUGCGGUGUGGUUGUCGUUGCGUAACAAUGGCGCACUGUGAUUGGUUCGCGGCGUCUUACUUCGAAUCCAAAUAGCCAAUCCGCACUAAGGAGUCUGUACAUUUAUAAAUAUCAUAUUAUGUAGCGAGUCUGAAAACAUGAAAAAUAUUUUUUUAGUCGAAUUUAUUAUUGGUAUUUGUGAUACACCAGCAAACUAGCUCGAUUUAUCAAUCUGACAUCAUGAAAAACGACAUUUUGUUCGACGAGGUUUGAUAAUUCAUUAAUUUUAAUUUCAUACCAAAAUAAAUCUAUGAAUUAUUUAUCUGUUUCAAUGUUAACAAACCGUGUAAGUCUCUAACGCAAUGUCGCAAACACGGACAUGAGGACAGUCAGUCAUUAUUGAGUCAUAUCAAAACAAAAUUCGUAAAACGAAACGUAACUUCUACGUUUUUCCUUUUCCAUGACGUCAAUUGCUGCUGUUUUAUAAAUAACCGUAAUAAAAAUAAAAUGUAGUCAAAUUAACAGUUACGUUAAUUAAUAAAUUAUGCAUUAAUUUUAAUUUGAAUUGGUCAAUUUUGUUUGCUUGAACGCAUUUUAUUAACCCAUAUUAAAGAAUGCAUUAUGACCCCGAAAAGAGUGGCGUCUUCAGACAGCAGGACCCAUAGAAAUAUUGUUUUUAUAUUUAAAUAUUGUUAUAGAAAACAGUCAUUUAAUAUUGGAUGAAUAUUAAAUUUCUGUUGAAUUAUGGUGAACCUUAAAUCUGAAGUUAUAGAGUUCACUUUAUAUAGACGAAUAUUUAACAUUUUAAUGUCACUUCUCUCUCAUCUGGGUUUCAGUCGUGGCUGUGAUGCAGCGGAGCCCGGGGCAGCAUAAUUAAUUAAUCCUAAAACUUUAAAGAUUCGGCUGUAAUUUUACAACCGGCCGUCAGCUUGACGUCAACACUCUUUGGGAAUGCUGUCGUUACGUCACUUAACUCCGUAUGAAAUUAAUUUAAGUACCUAUCCAUUUGAUCUGUGAUUCAGUCAGCGUGGGUUCUAUUUAUUGUAAUUGAUACUGAUUUCUAUUUAAUGUAAAUAAAUGAUUUAUUUAUGCCAA